AAGGCUGCUGAUUAUGAACCAUCUGUUCGCACCAUCUUCGGCAUGGCAUGGGCACUCUAUCGUGGCCGUCUCUGCACAGAGGGUCCCAUGCCUGACCAUAUGCAGGAGGUGACGUGGGCCAAGUUAGCAUGGAAUGAAGCAUGUAAGAGGCUACAUACUCAAGUUGCUUAUGAUGCGGAGAUUUUAAAAAUGAUCACUUCGCGAGGUUCCCACCUUCGUGGUGAAGUCAAGACUAAGGUCCGGCCAUAUGUUGCAGAUGAGUAUGGGUUCGAGACGAGCACCAAGCAAUCUGUCAUCGAUCGCAACAUCAUGCUUGCACGAGAACUCAAGAAGGAUUUUGCCUUCACUCGCUCCCCUGAUGGUAACAAAGGCUUAUACAGUGCCAAGAUUAUCCAGAAGGGGGUCAACACCAUAUGGUUCCGCGACAAGAAAGAUGAAGGUGUGCUAUAUCCCGAGUUCUACAAACCAUUCCCAGAGGUUGCCUUUGCAUUGCUUUUGACUGCGAUUGAAAGUUGCAUCGAUGAGUGGAGCAGUGGAGCUCAAACGAACAAGAUGUUCACUGUGGAUGAGUAUCAGGAUGUGCUCGACGAACAUCUCAACAACCUUGCAGACUUCGAUGAACACACCAAGGCUCAAGGCCUGCUACCCAAGCUUUUGUCACGUCUGCAUGAUAAUGGCCGG
Messenger RNA from Suillus fuscotomentosus, 681 nucleotides. RefSeq lists its product as uncharacterized. The annotation marks the transcript as partial. The record is from RefSeq and is a predicted model, not a curated record. NCBI's taxonomy places the organism in Eukaryota, Fungi, Basidiomycota, Agaricomycetes, Boletales, Suillaceae. The transcript has 4 exons.